Molecule: messenger RNA, 10290 nt
Organism: Adineta ricciae
Lineage: Eukaryota; Metazoa; Rotifera; Eurotatoria; Adinetida; Adinetidae
Source: the annotation of a GenBank genome assembly
AUGACUAACGAUGAUUUAGCUGUCGUUGGUAUAGCAUGUCGUUUUCCUGGUGGAAGUAAUUCAACGGAUGAAUUUUGGUUAAAUUUAAUUAAUAAACGUGACUGUGUGGGUCCUAUUCCGAGCGAUCGUUGGAAUGCAGAUUAUUUUACAGACAAUCAAUCAAAUGAAAUACAUUCUCCUGGUAAGAUUACUUCGUCACGAUGUGGUUGGAUCGAUUUCGUUGGAGAAUUUGAUUAUGAAUCAUUCUCGAUUGGUAAACGUGAAGCUGAAAACAUGGAUCCACAACAGAAACUUCUAUUAGAAGUUACUUUACAAGCUCUUGAAGAUAGUGGAAUACAGUAUAUGGGGUCCGAUAUAGGAGUCUAUUUAGGUAUUGGACAAGCUGAACAGUAUGAAUUAACUACGGCUGAUCUGGAAAGUAUCAACGCUUAUAGUGUUACUGGUUCGGCAUUGUCGAUCUGUUCCAAUCGUUUAAGUUACUGUUUCGAUCUUCGAGGACCGUCGAUGUCCAUUGAUACUGCCUGCUCAUCGAGUGCAACUGCAUUUCAUUUAGGUUGUCAAGCUGUUCGUAAUGGCACGUGUUCAGCGGCAGUCAUUGCUGGUGUUAAUAUUCUCAUGAAUCCAUCGACAUUUAUUCAGUUUUCUCAAUUAGGCGUUCUGUCUCCCGAUGGAAUGUGUCAAUCGUUUAGUAAAAAUGCCAAUGGAUAUGUUCGAUCCGAAGGUUGUGGUGUUGUCAUCGUUAAACCAUUCAAACAAGCUUUGCUGGAUAAAAACCAUAUUUAUUGUUUAAUUCGAGGCUCAGCAAUCAAUCAAGAUGGACAUCAAUCACCAUCGUUAACUAUGCCAAGUUCACAAGCACAGAUGGAAGUUUUUCGAAAAGCCUGUCAAAACGCGGGAAUUAAUCCUAAAGAUAUCUUCUAUGCUGAAGCUCAUGCAACAGGCACGAAAGUCGGCGAUCCAAUUGAAGCAAAUGCAAUCGGAAAAGUCUUCGGACGAGAAGAAUCAUACUUACGUAUUGGCUCAGUGAAAUCCAAUGUUGGACAUUUAGAAACGGCAAGUUUCAUGGCUGGCCUAUUGAAAUGUAUUCUAAUGCUUGAACAUCGUCAACUGGUGCCGAACAUACAUUUUGAAAAAGGUCAAGGAAAUCCAGAUAUUCACUUCGACGAAUAUAAACUUUCUGUUCAAACUGAAAUUGAACCGAUUGAAAACGAGAAUGCUUUAAUGAUGAUUUCAAGCUUUGGUUUCGGCGGUGCAAACGGCUGCACUAUUAUUCAAGGAUAUCAAUCAUCUUCUCAACAAACAGAUCGUUCUCCGUCCAUAUCGUUACCACAAUUAUUUCUUGUCUCUGCUGCAACAUCAAAUGCAUUAGAGGCUCGAAUACAACAAUUGAAAUCCACAUCAGAAGGUCUCUAUUCACCUGCUUCGAUAUCGCAUACAUUGUACAAUCGUCCAUUACAUCGUCUGGUUACAUUUGCCAUUGAUGAACAAUUGAACGAGAAAACAACAUUUGUGCCUACUCGGAAAGCUGUCGAUCAACCACUAACUUGUAUUUGGGUAUUUGCUGGUCAAGGUCCACAACAUCCAAAGAUGGGCAAACUUCUUUACGCGCACGUCGAAAGCUUUCGUUCCUCGAUCGACGCAUCAGAUUCAAUCUAUCGUGAAUGUUCCGGUCAAAGUCUUAUCGAUGAUAUCGGUGUCUUCGGUUCAAAAGAUGGAGCUAAUCCAAUGGCUGUUUAUGAAAUUGCGUACACCUUACCUGCGCUAGUAUUUCUUCAAAUCGCUCUUGUGGACAUGUACCGUGAUUUAGGCGUGCCUUGUGCCGCCGUAUUUGGUCACUCGUUUGGCGAAAUGGCAGCUGGUUAUGCUGCGAAUAUCUGUACGCGAAAGCAAUGUAUUGAAACUGCUUAUCAUCGUGCUCGCAUUCUACGACAUGUCGAUGGACGUGGGGCAAUGCUGGCAGUCAGUUGUUCGAAAGAUUACAUUCAACCUUUAUUAGACAAAUAUGAACAAGUUUGGAUUGCUGCUUAUAAUGGUGCAAAUUCGUUGACUCUGGGUGGAAUUCAAGAAUCUAUAAAAAGCAUUUCGAAAGAAUUAUCCAACGCUGAUAUAUUCAAUCGAAUUUUAAAGAUCAACAGUGCCUAUCAUACACCACUGAUGGCGCCUGUUCGAUCCGAAGCUCUUGCUGUAUUCAAACAAACAUUAGCUGGAUGUUCCACACCUACCAUUCCGUACUUUAGUACAGUAACAGGACAAUGGAAAGAUUGUGAUUUCGACGAAAAUUAUACUUUUCAAGGAAUUGAAGGACCAGUUUUAUUCGAUCAGGCUGUUCAAGGAUGUUUAGAACGAUUUGGUGCUGAGAAGAGUCUCUUCUUGGAAAUGUCUGCACAUCCUGUGCUGAGCUCAUAUUUAACCGAAAAUGGUUCUAAGUAUAAUUUAUGUACACUAAAUCGUCAGCAAUCAGAUAUAGACACAACGUUGAAAACAUUAGCGAAUCUACGCAUCUACGGAUGUUCACCAUCGCAAGCUGAUCUAUCGAAAAUUUAUUCGUUCAUCGCACCUGCAACUCGUAUUCCAUCGUAUUCAAACUAUCCAUUUCAACGGCAGUACUGCGUCAAAGAAGAUCCCGGACAUCGCCUUCAACGAACAGUUCCUACCUGGUAUACUCUAGCUGGUCGACCACUUGCUCAUCCAUAUGCAAGUUUUCAAACAAAGCUGUGUUUGAAUUCUCAUAUUUGGAUCGAGGAUCAUCGUGUUCAAGGUCCAGUGGUUUUCCCCGCUGCCGGUUACAUUGAAAUCUGUAUGGAAGUGUUCAAUUCGAUGAACUUAAAAAACAUUCAUAUUGACAAAGCAUUAGUUUUACCAUCGGAUCGAAACAGUUAUCGUACCAUUCGAACCGUUUUGGACGACAGUAACGCAUCGAAUAUUUUCAUAUAUUCCAAGUCAAAUGAAUAUGAUUCAACCAAUUGGACUAAACAUAUGACCGCUUCGAAGGAUGAUCCCGUAACUGUCUCACCAGAACUACCAGCUUGGACAAAAGAUUUUCAGUCACGUUGUUGUUUUACAAAAAUUGAAGGAAAAGACGUUUAUGGACGAUUUUCAAGCAUUGGUCUCGAUUAUGGGCCACAUUUUCAAUGUAUUCGAGCACUUUCUCAAGGCGACUACGAAGCUUAUGCGCAUUUGAAUAUUUCGCAUUUAUCAAAUUCGAGCCAAUCGAAAUUUCACGUUCAUCCAGCUAUCCUGGAUUCAGUGUUUCAAGUUCUUCUUGGUACACAACGGUAUUUUUAUCGCGCUUAUGUGCCAACAUUCAUUCAGCAAAUCCAGUGGUACGUUCCAACUGAUCAAUUACCUAACGACUUUUAUGUUUAUGCUCGAACAACAAAUUUUGACUUUAAACAAAUACUUACUGGUGACAUGUAUAUUGUCGAUGAAGAACAAAAACGACUAUUAGGAAUGGUUCUUGGUUUCCAAGCGACAGCCUUAGGCCAAUCGAAUCAAACUCAACCUCUCUAUACUCUCCAUUAUCAAAAUGUUCAAACACCUCUUCUAGCAGCAAAAUCGGAACCAGAUAUGAGCACGAUUCCAAGAUUUUCCAAACGCGUUCUGUCUCCCGAUGGAAUGUGUCAAUCGUUUAGUAAAAAUGCCAAUGGAUAUGUUCGAUCCGAAGGUUGUGGUGUUGUCAUCGUUAAACCAUUCAAACAAGCUUUGCUGGAUAAAAACCAUAUUUAUUGUUUAAUUCGAGGCUCAGCAAUCAAUCAAGAUGGACAUCAAUCACCAUCGUUAACUAUGCCAAGUUCACAAGCGCAAAUGGAAGUUUUUCGAAAAGCCUGUCAGAACGCGGGAAUUAAUCCUAAAGAUAUCUUCUAUGCUGAAGCUCAUGCAACAGGCACGAAAGUCGGCGAUCCAAUUGAAGCGAAUGCAAUUGGAAAAGUCUUCGGACGAGAAGAAUCAUACUUACGUAUUGGUUCAGUGAAAUCCAAUGUUGGACAUUUAGAAACGGCAAGUUUCAUGGCUGGCCUAUUGAAAUGUAUUCUAAUGCUUGAACAUCGUCAAUUGGUGCCGAACAUACAUUUUGAAAAAGAUCAAGGAAAUCCAGAUAUUCACUUCGACGAAUAUAAACUUUCUGUUCAAACUGAAAUUGAACCGAUUGAAAACGAGAAUGUUUUAAUGAUGAUUUCGAGCUUUGGUUUCGGCGGUGCAAACGGUUGCACUAUUAUUCAAGGAUAUCAACCAUCUCCUCAACAAACAGAUCGUUCUACGUCCAUAUCGUUACCACAAUUAUUUCUUGUUUCUGCUGCAACAUCAAAUGCAUUAGAGGCUCGAAUACAACAAUUGAAAUCCACAUCAGAAGGUCUAUAUUCACCUGCUUCGGUAUCGCAUACAUUGUAUCAUCGUCCAAUGCAUCGUCUGGUUACAUUCGCCAUUGAUGAACAACUGAACGAGAAAACAACAUUUGUGCCUACUCGGAAAGCUGUCGAUCAACCAUUAACUUGUAUUUGGGUAUUUGCCGGUCAAGGUCCACAACAUCCAAAGAUGGGCAAACUUCUUUACGCGCACGUUGAAAGCUUUCGUUCCUCGAUCGACGCAUCAGAUUCAAUCUACCGUGAAUGUUCCGGUCAAAGUCUUAUCAAUGACAUCGGUGUAUUCGGUCCAAAAGAUGGAGCUAAUCCAAUGGCUGUUUAUGAAAUUGCGUACACGUUACCUGCACUAGUAUUUCUUCAAAUCGCUCUUGUGGAUAUGUACCGUGAUUUAGGUGUGCCUUGCGCCGCCGUAUUCGGUCAUUCAUUUGGAGAGAUGGCAGCUGGUUAUGCUGCGAAUAUCUGUACGCGAAAACAAUGUAUUGAAACUGCUUAUCACCGUGCUCGCAUUCUUCGACAUGUCGAUGGACGUGGAGCAAUGCUGGCAGUCAGUUGUUCAAAAGAUUACAUUCAACCUUUAUUAGAAAAAUAUGAUCAAACUUGGAUUGCUGCUUAUAAUGGUGCAAAUUCAUUGACUUUGGGUGGAAUUCAAGAAUCUAUAAAAAGCAUUUCGAAAGAAUUAUCCAACGCUGAUAUAUUCAAUCGAAUUUUAAAGAUCAACAGUGCCUAUCAUACACCACUGAUGGCGCCUGUUCGUUCCGAAGCGCUUGCUGUAUUCAAACAAACAUUAGCUGGAUGUUCCACACCUACCAUUCCGUACUUUAGUACAGUAACAGGACAAUGGAAAGAUUGUGAUUUCGACGAAAAUUAUACUUUUCAAGGAAUUGAAGGACCCGUUUUAUUCGAUCAGGCUGUUCAAGGAUGUUUAGAACGAUUUGGUGUUGAGAAGAGUCUCUUCUUGGAAAUGUCUGCACAUCCUGUGUUGAGCUCAUAUUUAACCGAAAAUGGUUCUAAGUAUAAUUUAUGUACACUGAAUCGCCAACAAUCAGAUAUAGACACAACGUUGAAAACAUUAGCGAAUCUACGCAUCUACGGAUGUUCACCAUCGCAAGCUGAUCUGUCGAAACUUUACUCGUUCAUCGCACCUGCAACUCGCAUUCCAUCGUAUUCAAUCUAUCCAUUUCAACGACAAUACUGUGUCAAAGAAGACCCCGGACAUCGCCUUCAACGAACAGUUCCUAUCUGGUAUACUUUAGCGGGUCGACCUCUUGCUCAUCCAUAUGCAAGUUUUCAAACAAAGCUUUGUUUGAAUUCUCAUAUUUGGAUCGAGGACCAUCGUGUUCAAGGUCCGGUGGUUUUUCCCGCUGCUGGUUACAUCGAAAUCUGUAUGGAAGUAUUCAAUUCGAUGAACUUAAAAGACAUUCAUAUUGACAAAGCAUUAGUUUUACCGUCGGAUCGAAACAGUUAUCGAACCAUUCGAACCAUUCUGGACGAAAGUAACCCAUCGAAUAUUUUCAUCUAUUCCAAGUCGAAUGAAUAUGAUUCAACUAAUUGGACUAAACAUAUGACCGCUUCGAAGGAUGAUCCAAUAACUGGCUCACCAGAACUACCAGCUUGGACAAAAGAUUUACAAUCACGUUGUCGUUUUACGAAAAUUGAAGGAAAAGACAUUUACGGACGAUUUUCAAGCAUUGGUCUUGAUUAUGGGCCAUAUUUUCAAUGUAUUCGAGCACUUUCUCAAGGCGAUUACGAGGCAUAUGCGCAUUUGAAUAUUUCACAUUUGUCAAACUCGAACCAAUCGCAAUUUCACAUUCAUCCAGCUAUUCUAGAUUCAGUGUUUCAAGUUCUUCUUGGUACACAACGGUAUUUUUAUCGCGCCUAUGUACCAACAUUCAUUCAGCAAAUUCAGUGGUACGUUCCAACUGAUCAAUUGCCUAACGAUUUUUAUGUUUAUGCUCGAACAACAAACUUUGACUUUAAACAAAUACUUACUGGUGAUAUGUAUAUCGUCGAUGAAGAACAAAAACGACUACUAGGAAUGGUUCUUGGCUUCCAAGCGACUGCCUUAGGCCAAUCGAAUCAAACUCAACCUCUCUAUACUCUCCAUUAUCAAAAUGUUCAAACACCUCUUCUAACAGCAAAAUCGGAACCAGAUAUGAGCACGAUUCCCAGAUUUUCCAAACAUGAAGAAACUCUAUUCGAUGAUGCCUGUUCGGCAUACAUCGCAAAAUUUCUCUCGACCAAUCCAUUUGACGAAGAAAUAGUUGCCAAAUGGCCAGUUCAUCGUCAACGUUAUUGGCAAUGGCUACAUUCGACAGUUCGAUCAAAGAUCAUUUCUCCUCAAUCGAUUGAUUUAAUCGACGAUGAACAAUAUCAACAACUUAAAUAUGAAGCACAGGCGAUUCAUCGUGUCGGAAGAAAUCUACAUUCUCUUCUCAAUGAUAAUUUUGCUGUACAAAAUCUGUUCUUUGCCGAAAAUGAUCCAUUCAUGUCAGAUCUUUAUUCAAAAUCGAAAACAUUUCAACCUUACACAGAUAUCCUUGCUCAAAAACUGGUCGAUCAAUUGAAAACUAUCGAAGCAGAAUAUCAAGGAGAAGCAUCACGUGUUUUCUCAAUUUUGGAACUAGGUGCUGGUACUGGUGCUUUAACAUCAGUCAUUCUCGAGAAAUUAUUUCAACAAACGUCAAUCAUUCAAGAAAAUCGCUUGAUCUAUGUUUUUACUGAUGUCAGCGGCAAAUUUCUAUCAGAUGCGAAAAAGCGUUUUUCGGCCAUUUAUCCAUGUAUUCAAUAUCAAUUAUGUAAUCUUGACGUCGAUUUAACAACGCAGAAGCUGGAUCUCUAUUCAUUCGAUAUUGUUUGCGCAUUCGAUGUGCUUCAUGUAGCACAAGAUUUAACCUUAUGUUUAAAUCGUGUUCAACAAUUAUUGAAACCAAAUGGCUAUCUUCUCUGUAUUGAAUUAACUCGACCAUGGACGUGGAUCGAAUUCUUCUUUGGUUUAUUCGCUGGUUGGUGGCAUUUUAUCGAUACAAAGUUAAGAUCGACAUGUUUUCUUACGGUGGAUAAAUGGAAUCAGAUACUAACGGAAACAGGUUUUCAACACGUUCAGAUUGACAACGAAGGACAACCAGAAUUUGCCCAUUCUCUCUUGACGGCAAGAGGCGUUGACUGGACGAUCGAGAAGCCAUCUAAUUUAGACAUGACCGUAUUUGAUACGACUGACGUGACUACGGAUAAUCUUAAGUCCUACAUGGACAAAUUACUACAAUUAGCUCAAUCAUCGAUAUCCGUCAGUGAUCCAACCACCGUCUUCGUUCUUACACAAACUAUGACUCCACCAAUCGGCGCGACGUUCACUGGUUUUACUCGAGUGUGGGCGAACGAAGCAACGCAACAUCGAAUUUGUUCGAUCGAAUUCGAUCAAUCGUCAUUGAAAGAGAAACAACUCUGGUUGGGCCGUAUUCAAAAUUUAGUGCAAAAAACCUCGGAAAGAGAAUUUCUUAUAUGUGAAAAUACCAUUACUGUCCCACGCCAUAUUCCACGGACAUUGACUAAUGUCUUCAGCGCAACUAGUUCUCUCAAAAGCAGAUCAAAUUCAUCUUCGUCUCUCCCAGCAUACCGCCUAGAAAUAGAUACUGUCGGUCAAUUACAAACAUUGAAAUAUCGAUCAUUCGAUUUACCUGCAUCGUUAUUACCAACUGAUGUUCAAGUAGAAGUUCACGCAUCAGCGUUAAAUUUCAAAGAUUUGAUGUUAGCAUUGGGAAUGUUGGAUAACCCAAUGGGUUUCGAUCAACAAACGUUAAAAUAUCGUGAAAAUUCCGUUAAUCUCGGUCUAGAAUUUAGUGGUAUCGUCAAGAGUGUUGGCACGGCAGCAUCGAAAAGAUUCAAUAUUGGUGAUCAAGUAUUUGGCUUUGCUAAUCAUUGUUUUGCAUCUCAAGUAAUCACACAUGAACAUUUUCUUGUGAAAAAACCAUUACAUUUAUCGCACACGGAUGCCGUGUCGUUACCCAUUGUUUUCGCAACUGUAUAUGCUGGAUUGAUUGUUAAAGCGCAAUUGAAACCAGGUGAUACUGUACUUAUUCAUUCGGCAGCUGGUGGAAUCGGUCAAGCAGCUAUUCAGUUAUGCCAACACGUUGGCGCUCGUAUUAUCUGUACAGUCGGUUCGCGAGAAAAACGUGAGUUCUUGGAGAAAACUUACGGAUGUACGCAAUUCGCUAAUUCACAUUCAACUAAAGAAUGGCACGCAGAUGUUCUCAAAUUAACUGACGGUCAAGGAGUUGACGUAGUUUUGAAUUCUUUGAAAGGCGAUGCAAUUCAAGCUGGUCUUCAAUGUUUAAAAAUUGGUGGUCGAUUUAUUGAAAUUGGCAAGGUCGAUAUAUUGAAUCAUUCGCAAUUAGAUAUGCAUUUCUUGCUGAACGAUUUGAGUUUUCUCAGCGUCCAACUCGAUAUUUUAAUGCAAAGUCAAACAGAUAAAAUUCAAGAAUAUUUACAGGCUAUUCAGCAAUUAGCAUCGGAAAAAUCGAUUCGACCAAUUAUCGAUCGAAUCUACGAUUUACAAGACACAGAAAUCGCCUUUCGUUUUCUCAUGUCCGGUCAACAUAAAGGAAAACUGAUUUUAAAUAUGNAUUUCUUGCUGAACGAUUUGAGUUUUCUCAGCGUCCAACUCGAUAUUUUAAUGCAAAGUCAAACAGAUAAAAUUCAAGAAUAUUUACAGGCUAUUCAGCAAUUAGCAUCGGAAAAAUCGAUUCGACCAAUUAUCGAUCGAAUCUACGAUUUACAAGACACAGAAAUCGCCUUUCGUUUUCUCAUGUCCGGUCAACAUAAAGGAAAACUUAUUUUAAAUAUGCAAAGUGAAUUACCAAGUAUUUAUCCUCCGUCGACUAUAUACGGCUCAACAACAUGUUUCAUUUUAAGUGGAGGAACAGGAGCGUUAGGUUUGCAAUUAGUUCAACAUAUGAGUGCGCACGGAGCAAGACAAUUUAUCUUGCUGUCACGACAAGGUUUAGCUAGUUUACGAUCAUCAGAUCGAACUAUGCUGACGGAUCUUCAACGUUUCGGUAUCAAAGUUUACGUUGGGAAAGGUGAUGUUGCUAAACUAGAAGAUAUUCGUCGUAUUUUGCGGGAAGCACAAGAGAUAUUCAAUCUUCCGUCAUGUCAAUAUAGUGUUCUUCAUUUGGCUAUGGUUCUUGAUGAUGCGCCUAUUUCGAAAUUGAAUUCUCAACGUAUAGAAAACGUCAUGCGAUGCAAAGUCGAAGGUGCCAUGUGUCUACUUCAAGCAAUUCCUGACGAUCAAUUAGAACAUGUGAUAUUCUUUUCCAGUGCAGCUUCAACGUUUGGUAAUCCAUCUCAAGCCAAUUACAGUGCAGCAAAUACAUUUCUCGAUAGUUACGCUCGUCAACUUUCGACGCGAACAAAGAAGAAAGUGAAAGUAGUGAACUUAGGACUUGUAGAGGACGUUGGUAUUCUUGCUGAAGAUUGGAAAUUGAAACAAAUUCUAACUGCCAAAGGUUUUGCUGGCGGUUUAACGUCGUUAGGUGUUUGUCAACUAGUCGAUCACGCAUUUAUAACCGAAAAUAAUGAUCAAUGUCAAAUGUUAUACGGCAAUUUUCAGAUGGAAGAUUUAAUUCAUUCGUAUCCGAUAUUAAAAACUCGACUCGAGCACUUGAUCGACCAUACAGUAUCAGCCAGCAGUGGAAGUUCCGGAACGUCUGCAAAUAAAAAUGAAAUUACUUUAGAAUCAAUGGCUGCAUAUAUUUCGACACUGUUAGCAACAUCAAAUCUAGAUAUUCAAGAAUCGUUGACUGUCCAAGGUUUAGAUUCACUUCUUGCUGUUGAAUUAAGUGCAGGUUUGAAGAAACAGUUUGGAUUAGCGAUUAGUCAAUUAGCUUUGCUUGGUGGAUUAUCUGUAAAGCAAAUUGUCGAAUCGGCUUCGUCUUAG